Messenger RNA from Larimichthys crocea (large yellow croaker), 5526 nucleotides. RefSeq names its product capping protein inhibiting regulator of actin dynamics (gene cracd). The record is from RefSeq and is a predicted model, not a curated record. Lineage: Eukaryota; Metazoa; Chordata; Actinopteri; Sciaenidae. The transcript has 10 exons. Gene Ontology annotation, biological process: maintenance of gastrointestinal epithelium; negative regulation of barbed-end actin filament capping.
CCUCUCUCGCGGCCACACCCUCCCAUCCUCCCCAUCUCGCACGCGUGCAGCUGUGCGGGACUCUGACGGUGCCGUGCGUGCGUCUCUCUCUCUCUCUCUCUCUCUCUCUCUCUCUCUCUCUCCCCGUCGGGCACCCGCAGCAUCAGCAACACAAAAGCGGGUUUGGAGCGAGCGGCUGAUCACGAGGAGGAAGGAAGACGGGAAUAAAAAAAAUAAGCCAACAGCGGAGGCAGCCAAGCAAGCAGCCGACCUGGGUAAAACAAGCUUUGUGGAAAGCAAAAAAAAAGGGCAGAUCGAUGUUCCCUAAGGUUUUACUGCAGUGGUGCGCAGCCAUCUCGAGCUGUGCGGCUGAAAUAGAGAGAAGGCGACAGGGCAAAUUCCAGCCCUUCAGACGACUCUUUGGGAAGAAGAAGAAGAGAGAGGUGAAAGGCGUCUUGGAUGGAGCGGAGCUAAAGGCGAGUUUUUCUACUGGAGAAGUGUGCAACGGAGUCGUGUCUGACAAUGAGGAGUCCAAUCAGGAUUUGAGGGAGUUGAAUCCCAUCGGAUCUCGAGCUCUCUCACACGACAGCAUCUUUAUCCCAGAGGAGCCGGUGACUGAGCCCGGUCUAGAUCACGACAUGUCCCAGGAAAAGUCGGACAAAGUUAGGAAUCUGCAGAAGCAGAUAGCACAAGGAAUAAAGUUUGGACAGAGGCCGCCGUCUCUGAGGAAAAGUGAAGGAGAUGAGGGGAGUUCAGAUGAGGAAGAAGUUCCCCGGAGUCCUCUGAAGGUUCUGGCCCAGGUAGAAGCUGAGCCAGCAAGCACAGAGCCAAAGCAGGUCCAGGCAGCUCAACAAGCCGAACCACACAGCACCCCGGCGAAGUCCCCGAGGUCCAAACGAGUUCUUCCACCCACCGGUACCAUCGAGUCCAUUAAUCUGGAUGCUGUUCCACAGUCUGUCCCUCGCUUAGACAACACAGCUGCCAAGCAUAAACUGUCCGUCAAACCGAAAAACCAGAGGAUUUCACGCAAGCACCGGCGGUUUACACAGGUGAGACAGAGGUAAAGUCAAGCUGUUGGUGUGUUUUGUGAUAUUUCUCGUGCUUUGUCAGAAGAUUUAAUCACAUCUCCACCUUCUCAGGACCUCCAAGAGGUGUCUCUUCCCGGUGUACGAGAGGACCUCGAGGCCGCCGGCGUCUCCACAGACGGCCAGCGCAGAGCGUCGGCUGAGUCCCUGGACAGCUUCAAGAAACAGAGACUCCAUGAGGAGGAAAGACAGGAGACGAGGAGGAAGAGGGAGCUGGAGGAGCAGAGGCUCAAACAGGAGGAAGAGGAGAAGAGGAAGAGAGCCGCAGAGGAGCUGAGGCUGCGUCAGCUAGAGGAGGAGAGGUGUCGCAAACAGCAGGAGGAGGAAGAGCGGAGGCUCAGAGAGGAGGCGGAGAGAAGGAUCCGAGAGGAAGAAGAAAGGAGGCAGCGAGAGGAGGAAGAACGGAUCCGGAGGGAGGAGGAGGAAAGGAGGAUGCGAGAGGAGGAGGAAAGGAGGAUGCGGGAGGAAGAGGAGCGCCGACAGUGGGAGGAAGAGGAGAGGAGACGACUGGAGGAGCAGAGGAGGAAAGAGGAGGAGGAAAGGAAGAAGCGAGAGGAGGAGGAAGAAGCGAGGAGGCAGCAGGAGCUUGAGGCGGAGAAGAAGAGGAAGCUAAGGGAGGAGGAGGAGGAAAGGAAGAAGAAAGAGGAGGCAGAGAGGCUGAGGUUGCAGGAGAUUGAAGAAAAGAAAAAAGUGGAGGCAGAGGAGAAGGCUGACGGCUGCUCGGAUCCACAUGAGAGGAAGAGGAAGGCUGAGGAGCUGCGAUGGAGGGAGAUGGAGGAGAGACAGAGGCCUUUCUCUUUUAAAGUUUCCUCUGGAGAGAAGCAGAUUUUGUUCCAGAAGGUGAACCUGACGCCUGUGACGCCGGCCUCCAGCCACCAGAGCGGCGCUGUAGCUGAGCAAAGAGAGAGCGCUAAGGCUUCUUCUUCCUCCUCUGAAGGACCAGACUCCCCCAACCUGCCAGCAUCCCCAUAUAUCCCCCACACAGCCAUCUUAGUGACCGGCGCCCAGCUCUGUGGGACGGCCGUGAAUUUAGACCAGAUCAAAGACACCGCCUGCAAGUCUCUGCUGGGUUUGGGAGAGGACAGAAAAGCCCAGGGCACACCGGUGACCAAGAGCAAGACUUCACCCGAUCGCAAGUCUGGCAAAACCAAAUCGCUCAACGAGACCUCGCUCUCUGCGGACCAGUCUGGUGCAGCCGUCCUGGCAGAAUGGGCGAGCAUCCGAUCGAAGAUCUUCAAGGGGGUGGAGGAGGGGAAGUAUGACGAGUACCCGGACCCGAGCAAGACCCAGCCUCAGCCCCAGCCCGGCGGCGAAGACCAGCCUGCGUUCUCCCACUCGAACCUCAGGAAGACCAUGUCCGCCAGCGCCAAGUUCUCCAUCACCCCUGCGAAGAAGAAGUUCGGAGAUUCAAACAGGAACUCUGAGGUGUUCGUUGUAGACGAUAAGGAGGCAGGAGAGGAAGCUACUCCGUCUGAUAGCCCCACUGCGGCCUCCCCGGCUCCAACCAGCAGACCUCAGAGCAGGACAAGUAAAACCGUCCGCAUUGUAGACAGAGGGUCAGAGGAAUGUAUGUUUGCCAAAGACCUCCCCUCUUUUCUGGUUCCCAGUCCUGGAGCCAAACCCGAGGGUCUGGAGUUGAAGACGAGGGCUCAGAGUGAAACAGGGGCGUCUGAAAGUAGAGAGGACGGAGAGGACCAAGGACAGGAUGGUGAGGACAAGCCGUCACCUUUUGGCAUUAAGCUGAGGAGGACCAACUACUCCCUGCGCUUCCACAGCGAACAGUCGACUGAGAAAAGGAAGAAACGGUACAGUGCCGGGGACAGCUUCGAUGGCGUCCCUUCACCUCUCACCCCCAUUGAGCCAGACUCUGAUGCUUCCUCUGUCUUUUCCGACAAAUCAAGUCCGGCGUCUCCUCCUCAUAAAGAAGGCGCGGUCGGCAAGUACCUGCUCGCCUCCCCCGCCGUCCCUCGGGCUAAACCAGUGAAAUCCACCAGCCCCACCGCGCACAUGGAAGGUGAGAAAGUGCUCUCGAAGCCACCUGUCUACCGUAGACCAACCACGUCACCCAAACCCGUCGGAGCAGUCCCCACACCUCCCCCAUCGCCGCUGCCUAAAGUAGCCCACAGCUCCACCAGUGACGCCAUGAUCCAUAGGACAGGAGCCGCAGAGUCAUUCAGCCAAGAGCUGUCAAACAGGGGCGAGGAUCCUUCAGCGGUGGCCCUGCUGCACCGAGGCUGCCAAAGCCAGAGUCAGGCGGAGGAGGAGCCGAAGGAGAAGAGAUCCUUCUUCCCCUCCAUCAACAUCCCGUGGAGAGAGAAGGCGGACAGAAAGGCGGAGCUCAUCAGGAAAGAAAAACCCUCACUUCAGAGCAGGCACUCACUGGACAGUUCGAGGGUCCAGGAGAAGGAGGCCGGGCCUUUAUGGAUCACUCUGGCUCUGCAGAAGCAGAAAGGCUUCAGGGAGCAGCAGCAGAAUCGAGAGGAGCGCCGCAGCCAAAGAGAGGCCAAGCUGGCUGAGAAGAAUGCCAGAGACAGUGUUACUCUGGUGAGCCCCACAGAGAGCAAAGGAAGCGGCAGCACCAGCCCGUCUUCUAAACCUCAGACGCCGGAGGAGCCGAAGAGACCCGACAGCCUCCUGGGACGAUUUGAGCGCCGAGAAAACCUGAAAAAAUCCAACACCUUACCGAGCUCUGUCACCGUUGAGAUCGCAGACUCUACACCGUCGCCACCUGCUGUCAAGGAGGUGUCAAAGCGCUUCCCCUCCAGUGACUCUCCGCAGGUAUCCACAGAGCCGGCCUGGCUGGCCCUGGCCAAGCGAAAGGCCAAAGCCUGGAGCGACUGUCCUCAGAUCAUCAAAUAACACCACCAGCCCCCCGUCCCCCUCCAUCCAAACCGAGCUUCACACCGGGCUCUGGCCUGCAUUGAGACUGCACACUGCCCACGGACUCACCACACGCACCUCGAAGAGUCACCAUCCACCCCCCCCACCAACAAAAACCCCUCCUGACUGUGAAACAAGUAAAGCCCUCCAUCACCUCGUAACCCCUACACACACAUACACACUGGCUGGUACUAUUAUCCUGUUUAAAGUGCGCUUCACAUUCAAAUAUUCCAAUAGCAGCCCGCACAGAUAUAUGUAAACAAUUGUUGCGCGCAUGCACAUAUACAAACACAAUUAUACGUCCCUGAAAACACGUGCGGGGGGGGAGAGAGAGUCCUCAUCAGCCAAUCACAACCAUGGCUGGCCAUUGCAAUAGCCAACCCCAAUUUUUUUUAUUUUAUUUUUUUUUAUUUUGUAGCCAACUGUGUCACCAUGGUUGUAAAUAAAUCACUCAAGCACUUCUGUAUCGGAGAGGUGAAGCUCUGACGUGCGACAGCGUUUAAUCAACAGAGGGUAACUGUCUGUGUUUAAAGGGCUACCAGUAACAAUAACUCGACCUGUUGAUUCUGCUCCCGGACGGCUGAUGGAAGUGUUACAGGCAUCUCGUUGGUAUUAUUUAUGUAAAAGUGGCAGAUUUAUCUAUGUUGGAGCGAUACUGUAUCUCCUCUCUGAGCCUUGUUUGUCAUGUACAAAAAGCCUUUUUUUUCUCCUUUUUAAAAAAAACACAUACUCUUUAGCUCUUAACAAUUCUCACUGUGUCCGUGAUGACUGUGAUAGCUGUCAAAGAGGCUAUUGUACAAUAAUCGCCAUGACAAAGUAAACAGAAUCCGUCAUAAUCACAUGGUGGGUGCACCUAAACACAGCACUGAACGACCACAAGUGUUACUGGGCAUUUACAGUGAACUGCACAUUAUCCUCACAGCUGUGUGAUGAUGUUAUUUGGACUUUUUUUGUUGUUGUUGUUGUUGUUGUUGCUUUGCUAAUGGAGACACACACACACACACACAACACCUGCUUGCUGUAACAUAAUUUUUUUUUUUUUGUAGCCGUCCUCCCCGUAACACACUUGUGUGUUUGUAAAGUUUAACGCCAUCACCUUCUCCUUCCUUUGUAAAAUGUGAUAUGAUCUUACAUAAUAAUGUAAGAGUUUCCUCUAUGAAAAAAAAAACAACAAAAAAAACAACCUCCAGCAUUUCUCAUUUCCUGCCACUCACUUAAUGAUCUGUAUGUAUGUAAAGUACUGUACGGAAGUCAAAGGCGUCAGCAGAGCUUCGAUCGGAAAGAGUCACUUUGUCAUUUUGUUUCUAACGUCGGUCGUGCACAAUAGUGUAGUGUACGCAGUGUUAUAUGUAACAAGAAAAAAAAUGUUUGGUAUUAUUUGCACUUUUUUUGUCCCACUUAGAGAUAUCCAUGAGAAAAUUCUUAAAGAGAUACGAAAUGUUAUGAAUAAUGUAAAUUAAAUACUGAUGUCUGAACUGAAACGCCGCAGACUCAUUAUUUCCCUGAACUUUUUAAUUAAAGUUUAUGUCCCAGAGCUCAGCUCUGACACAGAUAGAAAAGCCGUCAUUAUAUAAAAUAUGCA